UCCGUCAUGAUCAUCAAAAACAAGAUAAAAAUCUCAAAAAAACUUCAACAUUCAAGUGAUGGAGAAGCUUGUUUCAAGCUGGUUCAAUAAUAAAACCUUACCCCAAUCCUACAUAUUCCCCCCCGAAACAAGGCCUGGUAACCAUAUCAUUCCUAGAAGCAAUGCCAUUCCGGUAAUCGACCUCGGCAACGCUUCGGCUCAUGACCGAACCCUCGUAGUGCAACAGAUUCUAAAAGCUAGCCAAGAGUUCGGAUUUUUCCAGGUAAUUAACCAUGGAGUUUCAGAAGACUUGAUGAAUGACACCAUGAAUGUGUUCAAGGAGUUCUUCGAGUUACCGGCCGAAGACAAAGCCGACCUUUAUUCUGAGGAGUUCAAUAGGCCUUGCAAGCUUUACACAAGCAGUGCUAACUAUGAUGGUGACAAGGUUCAUCUAUGGCGUGAUAGUUUGAGACACCCUUGUCAUCCUUUAGAAGAAUGCAUCAAAAUUUGGCCUCAGAAGCCAACUAGAUAUAGGGAAAUUGUGGCUGCAUAUUCAAUUGAAGCAAAGAAACUAGGUUCAAGAAUCCUGGAUUUGAUUUCUGAAGGGUUGGGGCUUGAUCUAGGGUACUUUGGUGAUAAAUUAAGUGAAUCAGUUGUAAUAUCAGUGAACCAUUAUCCACCAUGCCCUGAUCCAAGCCUAACCCUUGGAAUAGCCAAACAUUGUGACCCUAGCCUCUUAACUAUUUUGCUUCAAGGUGAUGUGUUUGGUCUCCAAGUCCUCAAUGAUAGUAAAUGGAUUGGUGUUGAGCCUUUGCAUAAUGCAUUUGUGGUUAACAUUGGCCAUCAAUUAGAGGUUGUUAGUAACAACAGGCUGAAGGGAGCUGAACAUCGGGUGGUCACGAACUCGACGGUUGCUCGAACGACGGCCGCUAUCUUUCUCAACCCGUCUGAGGAUUGUAUUGUAGAGCCUGCUAAAUCUCUUAUCAGGGCUGAUGAGUCUCCGGCUUAUAGGGCUUUUAAAUUCAAAGAAUUUUUGUAUAAUUAUGUAACAAUGGGGGGAAAUUCUGAAAAAAGUUUGGAACCCUUUAAACUACAUGGUUGAUCAAUAAUGUUUAAACUAUGGGCCAUCUCUGCAAAUUCUUCAAAGUUGGGGAGAUGUAUUGGGUAACAAAAUCCCAAAAUAGUUACUAUUUAGGAUCAAAAGAAUAAAUCCUCACUGUUUAAGUGGUCAAUUGAUUAUGGUGUACAAGAAUAGAUCAUUUUCACUUUUUUCUUUAA
Messenger RNA from Gossypium raimondii (Peruvian cotton), 1257 nucleotides. Its product is annotated as hyoscyamine 6-dioxygenase. The coding region runs from base 59 to 1081 and encodes 340 amino acids. The transcript is spliced from 4 exons. The record is from RefSeq and is a predicted model, not a curated record. NCBI's taxonomy places the organism in Eukaryota, Viridiplantae, Streptophyta, Magnoliopsida, Malvales, Malvaceae.